CUUCUGUAGUUUAAUAAAGCUUUUAUUUUCUUUUAUUUGCAAUCUUUUUAUUUGUUCUGAUUUGAAGCCUCGGCACAACAUUGCAUUUCUGCUUUAUAAAGCUGUUUACCCGCGUGUUCAGGCUCACAUUUGGUGUUUUUGUGCCCUUUAAUGAGGUAUUAAAGCCGGCACACAGCCCUCAUAAUGCCUGACCGGCUCGUAUUAAGCGCCAGUCUUAUUAAUGGAGCCCUGUGGGAGUGUGUCCACGGCUCUGGAGCGGCUACCUUUCAACAACACGGCGCUGAAAAGGCUGCCGGUGGAGGACUCGGAGCAGACCGGCUCCCGGACCGUCCCUGCGGCAUGCUUCUCCCUAAUUCGGGCCCUCCAGCCCCUGGUCCGCCCGGCCGUCGUGGCCCAGUCCCCGUCGGCUCUGUCCCUGCUCGGCCUGACCGAGCAGGACGUGUUGAGUGACCCGCUGAGCCCGGAGUAUCUGAGCGGCUCCAGGCUGCUGCCGGGCUCCGAGCCGGCCGCGCACUGCUACAGCGGCCACCAGUUCGGCCUGUUCGCGGGUCAGCUGGGAGACGGAGCGGUGAUGUACCUGGGGGAGGUCGAGUCGGGCGCCCACGGCCGAUGGGAGAUCCAGGUGAAGGGUGCCGGAGUCACACCUUACUCCAGAGACGGAGAUGGCAGGAAGGUGCUUCGCUCCAGCGUCAGAGAGUUCCUCUGCAGCGAGGCCAUGGCCGCCCUGGGGAUACCCAGCACCCGCGCGGCCUCCCUGGUGACCUCCGACCUCUACGUCAACAGAGAUCCGCUCAACAGUGGCAGGCGCGUUCCUGAACGCUGCUCAGUCGUCCUGCGUCUCGCCCCUUCCUUCAUCAGAUUUGGGUCUUUUGAGAUCUUUCGGGGUCGUGAUGAUUUCUCAGGCCUGCAGGGUCCCAGCGCAGGGCGGCAUGACAUCCGCGCUCAGCUGCUGGAUUACGUCAUUGAGACUUUUUAUCCUUGCGUCCAGCAGACUCAUAGCAACCGGAAAGAGAGGAACAUGGCUUUUUUCAGAGAGGUGAUGAUGCGAACCGCAAAGCUAGUGGCCCAGUGGCAGUGUGUUGGGUUUUGCCAUGGCGUCCUUAACACAGACAACAUGAGCAUCUUGGGUCUUACCCUGGAUUAUGGCCCCUUUGGUUUCAUGGACAGAUUUGAUCCAGAUUUCGUUUGCAACGCCUCAGACAAAAGAGGGCGCUACUCGUACCAAGCGCAGCCGUCCGUGUGCCGCUGGAACCUGGCUCGCCUGGCGGAGGCGCUGGGCUCCGAGCUGGACGCAGCUCAGGCAGGGGCUGUCCUGGAUGAGUUCACCCCGACGUACGAAGCCCUCUACCUGGGCAUCAUGAGGAAAAAGCUGGGCCUCGUCCGAAGAGAGGAGUCGGAGGACAGCGAGCUGGUGUCAGACCUGCUGCGCCUCAUGCACAACACUGGUGCAGAUUUCACCAACACCUUCCGCCUGCUGAGCCGCGUCCCCUGGCCUGAGGAGGGCGACAGUGAGGGGGCCACCGUGGGGCCACCAGUGGACCUCAUCCUGCAGCAGUGUGCCUCUGUUGAGGAGCUAAAGGUGGCUAAUAAGCCAACUAUGGAGGACCGUGAACUGGCGAUGAUUCUGUCCAUGGCGCAAACCAACCCAGUCAUGUUUGGGAUGGUGGCAGACACGCCAGGUGUGUCCCAGCAGCUGGAACGGAUGGGAAGGCUAAAGGAGCUGCUUGAGACGGAUCAGGAUGAGCUGAAGGAGAAGCAGCGCGAGGACUGGAUUCGCUGGGUUAGCAGAUACAGGAGGCGUUUAGCUAUGGAGUGUGAUGGCACAACGGACUUGUCUCUCGUCAAAAAGGAGAGGCUCGGUGUGAUGAACAGCACCAACCCCCGUGUCGUCCUCCGCAACUACAUCGCCCAGAAUGCAAUUCAGGCUGCAGAAAAGGGAGACUUUUCUGAGGUCAGCAGGGUCCUCAGAGUUCUUGAGAACCCAUACUGUGAUGCCUUUGAGCUGGAGCCUCUAGAUGGACCCCACAUGAAUGGACAGACUGCUGCCUAUGACAGGAAACCUCCCGCCUGGGCACAAAGAAUAUGCAUCACCUGAUCCUCGUAGAGCCUCCCAGACAGGUAGAGGAAAGAAGUCCGUAUCCACGGUGGAGGACUGCUCUCCUGCUGCUGCUCUCCACCUCCACCUCAGACGUUCUUUCCUGCUUCCUGAAGGGAGGUUGUUAGGUAACCCAGUGUGUUCCAGUGUUCAUCAGUAUGCUAAUAAAGCAUUACUCUUUAACAUCUUUCAACAGUAAAGAAAACCAGAUAAGAUAACCAUGUUGAAAUAACAUCAUUAUGCCACUAAAGAUACAUACAAGAAGUCACUGAAUUCACUGAUGAAGUAUGACGGCUCAGAUGACCAGUCACACGAUGACCUGUUUGAGUCUGAACCACCAGGAGCACACUGGCCUCAAUGAUUAACAGACAGGGGACGUAUAAGGUCAAUAUGUCAGUAGUCACAAAUAUGAGAAAUUUCAAAUUGUUUACCAGUGUAGAAUGAUUGCUGCCAUAUUGUUUCUGAGAAUUUCAUAAAGUUUGAAAUAAAACAGUAGUAUGUAUUUAUAA
This is a messenger RNA of Acanthopagrus latus (yellowfin seabream), 2604 nucleotides long. It is a transcript of the gene selenoo2, whose product is annotated as selenoprotein O2. The transcript is spliced from 9 exons. NCBI's taxonomy places the organism in Eukaryota, Metazoa, Chordata, Actinopteri, Spariformes, Sparidae. Bases 221 to 2095 code for a protein of 624 amino acids. The record is from RefSeq and is a predicted model, not a curated record.